Molecule: messenger RNA, 2880 nt
Organism: Prorocentrum cordatum
Lineage: Eukaryota; Dinophyceae; Prorocentrales; Prorocentraceae
Source: the annotation of a GenBank genome assembly
CGGGGGGAAAGGACGAGGAAGGGGGGGGUGAUGUCUAUUUAUCUACGGCCAUGGCUGAAAGCCUUCGCAAGAGAAGUACGGUCCAUGGUGCAUUCCUGGUCGCUGUCAUCCCAACAGUUAAGGUGACGCUGGCGCCCAGGAGAGUCGAUUCAAAAGUGCUGAUCUGCGACCUGCCCGCCCAGAUGUGUUCCGCACACACACACACAGACCAUCCACUAUUCCAGGGUCGGGGGAAGCUUGCCCCUCCGAGGAGAAAGACGUGAAGCUGGCUGCAAGCCACGAGCGCGUUCGGCUAAGGAGUAUGAGGCGGGAGCUCAUGGAAUGGUCGAUUCACUCCGUGGACACGAGUGGCCAGCAAUAUUUGCAAAUUAUAACAAAAAAAUCCCCGGUGCUCCUCCCUCCGACCCUCCUGUGGAUGGGGGUGUGCUCGCUCGUCGUGCGCGGGGCGGCCACUGGGCGGCCACAGGCGCGCACCGGGCAGAAACCCAGACGCGGCAGCCAGCGCACAGUGCGGCCACGAGGCGACCAGCGCCCGCCCACCGGGCGAGAACCCCGGGUUACCUGCCUAGUCACUCGAGGACGGGCCACAGCGAUGCUUAGAACGAAAUGGCGUUCAAAACAAAAAGGAAACGAAACCCAACGUUGAAAACCGCGCGCCCGGCAAGAGCAUGCCCUGCGCUGCGGAAAAAGGUGGCGGCGACGAAGGUGAAACAACAACAGCAGCAGCAGCAAGGGGCAGAGAAGGGAACGACACCCAGGGACCAGGACGAACCCGGAGCCGGGGAAGGGAGGAGAGCGAGCGACAGGAGGCGACCGCGACGAGGGGGAGGAGAGAGGGCGAAGCCCAGGCGACAGGCCGAGGGACGAGCAGGAGGGAGAGCAGGCAGAGGAGCGACGCAGGACAGCGGAAGGAGGGACGGCGACGCCACCCGGAAGGCAGGCGGGCGAGAGAGCAGCGCCGGCAUUCAGGCCUCUAAGGGUGCCCUCCCUAAGAAAUAUCGGUGAGAAAUCACACGUCAAGACCCCUCCGCUGGGCAAGCUGCCAGCAAAGGAGGGGAGGAGGGGAGGAGAGGCAGGCGCUGGGGACUAAGGCUCUCCGUGGCCCGCAGCCCACAAUAAGUCUGGCCGCCGAUGCCCACGAGGCCCGAGCCCCGCGCACCGUCGCCCCCUCUGGCGCUCUGUGCUCGCGGCGCCCCCUCUCGCCACGACGACGGCGAUGCGAUGGAGCAUCUCUCCCGCCGCACCGAGGCCUGUUCCCGGCCCUCUCCUCGGCCCAAAUCUCCAGGGGCGUGGCGCGGGGCGUGGCGCGGUCUGUCGCGUGACUUGUUCGGGCCCGAGAGGGCGCCCAGACGGGCCAAGGGGGCCCCGAGUCGCCGAACAAUCGCUCCAAGACGCUCAAGAGCGUCCGCGUCCUUGGACAUGCCGCCCUGGGCCUUGAACACGACUGGCCUGAACUGGAGGCCACGUAAGGGCCCCUCAGUGCAGGCACUACGUGGGCUACCAACAUGAAGAAAAUACAGUUCCCUGAUCAUAUUGCGUACCUCACUUGUGUAUCUCACCAGUGAAAGGAUUGAAACCUCGAGCGUAGUAGCACUUAUGGCACCACUUCUCAGAAGCCCAAAUGAAGCCGAUGUCGCCAACCGCGGAGCGGUUCUCGCAAAAGGCAAAGAGAAGGACGUAGUUAGCACGUCUGAUCCGACCACCAGUUCAGGUAGACACGCCCGUCCUCGCUUGGCGCCCUCGACAGCCUUCGGCCUGGCUCCGGCCUGAAGAAGUACAGAUCCCUCAUACCCACGUCGCCCACAUAGUUCACCCACUCUCCCAGCUCGUUCCAGAGCAAAGGAUCGUGUGGUGCCAGGCCCUGCACCUGCUUGCACUCGUAGAACCAUUCCGACAGGCCGUCUGUGCACCUCGUGUACAUGACUUUUCUUCGUGUCUACCACACAAACUUCCAACCGCUCUUCGCCAUCAUGCAGGAAGGAUCUGCCUAGAACAAAAUUCCAUCGGCACCAGCUCGGAAGUGAAAGUCGGCAUGUAUGCGCAGAUCUCACAUGUGCUCAUCUAAGGCCGAGUACUCGCACAUCGCCUUAGUGAAGAAUUGAAGUGGUUAAUGUGAUUGUAGCUUGUUCCCACAGUUUUUGCACAACGGCUCGUCUUACCUUCCCAAGCGUCGACGUCGGCGAUAUGUUUGGGAAAUUGGCAUCGGAAGUGUCAACGUCAAAGCUGUAUAUGUCGUGACAUAAAGCAUCGCGGAAGGGGGAACUUCCAAAGCUAGGAUGGUCAUACUCGCAGAAAGCUUCGGUGGGGAUGAACACGCAAACGCCAUACACCCAACAUAAUAAUAUAAAAUAGCGAAGUCUUGGCAAGCUGUCCCCAAACAUCUUCAGAUCUGUCUUUCGGGUCACUGGGUAAAUGAUGGCUCCGUUCUCGAGUGGCGCUGCUCCAUGGGAGAGGUAUCAGUUGCUCCCCUGCUUUGACGCGUGACCUCUCUUCAGAGUCGGGCCCCUUCCUCUCGGGGCCAUCGAACUCGAACCCUGCUGAGAGCCUGCCAGCGCCGCCUCCCGCGUGCUCGAAAUACCGCGUGUCGAAGUCGCACCCCUCGUUCGCCUUCUUGCCAGCAGCAGCGAGAUCAUCGCUGCGGAGGCCGCUGGCUCGCUGCGCGCCGCGCCCGCUUGCUGGCGACGGCGGCCGGGCCAGCCGAGCGCCGAGCCCGCCCGCCAACCUCAUCAGCAUCAGGGCGGUCGCAACCGCCAGCCUAUGCAGCGCCGCCAUCUCGGAACCCCGGUGCGCCAGGGCGCCUGGCGCCUAAUGGGAUCAGAGAGUGCAGGCUCGGCGUCGAAGUGCAGCGCUUCGUCCCGGGAGCCACGACGGCUGGAGCCU